GCAGUAGUGAGAGAUAAACACUCAUUUAUGCAUAUAAGCUGCAAGUCUCCAGUUUCUAUUCUUUCUCCCUCUCUGUUCCCUCCUUCUCCCACUUUGCACCAGGAAAGCUAAACACUGGCGUGGUUUAAGCAGUUUGAGGACUAAUCAGAAAGAGGAAGAAGAAUCGGUAUAUACUGGCUAGCAAACGUGCCAUGCCCUGACCUCUCUCCUCUUGAAAAGCAGCUUUCCUAAAGAGCAGACGCCCUGUGAAUGGAGUGGACCAUCCAGAGGACCCAGAUUUAUUCUGCAGCUCACUAUCCAGGGCUAGCUCUCCAGGAGACUUACACUUUGGAUUUUCUGAAGAUUUGGCUCUUGCUUCAGGGAGCAAACUCGACAGGACCUUAAACUGUGAAGCUUGGAAUCAGCAGCUUGGGCGUACUCUGACGGUCCAACGUAAGAACAGUGGCCACAAUACGAAGGAAACUUUGUGAAGGUACUGCAGUGCCAGAAAGAGGCACCAGGCAAACAUUUCUGGAUAACAUGGAUGGAGCUGAAAAUCUGACAGUAUCUUCUGCCAGUAAUAACACAUGCCAUGGCACGAUCGAUGAGUUCCGUAAUCAAGUGUACUCCACAAUGUACUCUAUGAUCUCUGUUGUGGGUUUCUUUGGCAAUAGCUUUGUGCUCUAUGUCCUCAUAAAAACGUAUCAUGAGAAAUCAGCCUUCCAAGUAUACAUGAUUAAUCUAGCCAUAGCAGAUCUACUGUGUGUAUGUACAUUGCCUCUCCGUGUGGUCUAUUAUGUUCACAAAGGCAAGUGGCUCUUUGGUGAUUUUUUGUGCCGCCUCAGCACCUAUGCCUUGUAUGUUAACCUCUAUUGUAGCAUCUUAUUUAUGACAGCCAUGAGUUUUUUCCGGUGUGUUGCAAUUGUUUUUCCAGUCCAGAACAUUAAUUUGGUUACACAGAAAAAGGCCAGGUUUGUGUGUAUUGGAAUUUGGAUUUUUGUGAUUUUGAUUAGUUCUCCAUUUUUAAUGGUUAAAUCUUACCAAGAUGAAAGGAACAAUACUAAAUGCUUUGAGCCUCCACAGGACAAUCAAGCUAAAAAAUCUGUUUUGGUCUUGCACUAUGUGUCAUUAUUCCUUGGCUUCAUCAUCCCUUUUAUCGUCAUAAUUGUCUGUUAUACAAUGAUCAUUCUGACCUUACUAAAAAAUUCAAUGAAGAAAAACCUACCAAGUCGUAGAAAGGCUAUAGGAAUGAUCAUAGUUGUGACAGCUGCCUUUUUAAUUAGCUUCAUGCCGUAUCAUAUUCAACGAACUAUCCACCUUCACUUUUUAAACAGUGAAACUAGACCCUGUGAUUCUGUCCUGAGGAUGCAGAAGUCAGUGGUCAUAACCUUAUCUCUAGCUGCAUCGAAUUGUUGCUUUGACCCUCUCCUAUAUUUCUUUUCAGGCGGAAACUUUAGGAGAAGACUGUCUACAUUUAGAAAGCAUUCUUUGUCCAGUAUGACAUACAUACCCAAGAAGAAAGCUUCCUUGCCAGAGAAAGGAGAAGAAAUAUGUAAAGAAUAAUUCAAACCCAUCUCCAGUGCAGAACAACAAAAAGAAUUUCCCUAACAAGUAUUUUCCUAAACCACCAUUUUAAAAGUUUUCCAUUAUAACUUAUAAAUUAUUAAAUAUAUCUCAUUUAUAAAUCCUAUCAUUUGAUAUUCUAAUUGUUCAAAAUUCAGUUUAUCACUGUGAACUAACCCAUGGAUUUUUUUUACUAUUCCCCAGAAGGUGGAAAAUAUUUGUGGUUCUGAACUAUAAAACUGAAUAUGAAAUCAAGAUUUUUCCUCUUCAAAUAAAAGGGGUUACAAAGGAUAUGAACUAGAAUUUUGAGUCUAGCUUUCAAAUAUAGCUUUAAAAUUAGCAAAUAGUCAUAGUCAUCCUAACAUAUCCCUUUACAUGCAUGCCAUCAGAUGAGACCUGGAGAUGACCCAGAAGCUACAGAAUUGUACGGUCAGCUUAUUCCUUUGUAGCACUGACUAGUGAGGCAAAGUAGAGCCCUAUCUUCCAGAAGAGAAUUUUCAAGUGCUAGGACAGACCAGUAUUCAGCUAAAUAGCUCUAUAGGCCGCCUGCAGUUUACAAUCUGGAAACUAAAGAAGAUAAGUAUGAUCAAAAGCCAGCUUGUCUCCAAUCCUCUUCUACCCUUGCUUGACUCAAGCCCCCAAUGUUUUUCUUGCUCAUUGAGGUUCCUAUUAGGAAUUCAAUCCCAACCCAACAUAAUCCUUCCUCAAUGAGUUAGACAACUGGCGUUGCCAUAUAUGAGCAAAAACAAUUAAACUUCAUCUGAAAAAAGGCUACCUUUCUACAUGAGUUUUAUUGUAAUCAAAAUUUACUAUAUAAGAUACCAGAAGAAAAAUUUGAAUAUCAGUCAUUCUCUUAAGAAGCGCAUUCAUGUAUAUGUAUAUAAAUAUAUGUAA
Molecule: messenger RNA, 2436 nt
Organism: Peromyscus eremicus (cactus mouse)
Lineage: Eukaryota; Metazoa; Chordata; Mammalia; Rodentia; Cricetidae
Gene: Cysltr1
Product: cysteinyl leukotriene receptor 1
Exons: 3
Coding region: 520-1542 (340 amino acids)
Biological process (GO): G protein-coupled receptor signaling pathway
Cellular component (GO): plasma membrane
Molecular function (GO): leukotriene receptor activity
Source: RefSeq, a predicted model, not a curated record